CCCCCGCGCAGCUCCCGGCGUCCUUCAGUUUCCGUUCCCGCGGGGCCCGGCCGUGGGGUUGCCAGUUGCUGGAGCUUUCAGCGCAUGGCAGCCGUCGCUUGCGGGUUAACCUUGCGGUCCUGGAGCCUGCAGGGCAAUCGUGGCGGGGUAGCAGCCCUAGAGCCGGGCCAAGCGCGGGCAGAGCCAGAUUUUGGGAGCCUGGUUGACAGUUAUGGAUGCAGCUCCUACCUGGAGACCUGGAGCCUUGACCGGGAACUCUGAGAUAUGCUUUUCCUUUGGAGUCAUAGCAGAUAUUCAGUAUGCUGAUCUAGAGGAUGGUUAUAACUUCUGGGGGUCCCGGAGGAGAUACUACAGACACAGCCUUCACCUUCUCCAGAGCGCAGUUGAUGAGUGGAAUAAAGAAGACAGUCAACUUGAAUUUGUACUGCAGCUUGGGGAUAUUAUUGAUGGUUUUAAUGCCCAACAUAAAACAUCAGAAAGUGCUCUGAGAAGAGUUAUGAACAAGUUUAAAAAGCUUAGAGCCCCAAUCCAUCACACAUGGGGAAAUCAUGAAUUAUACAACUUUACUAGAGACUAUUUAACAAAAUCUGAACUUAACAGCAAGUCUUUAGAAGACCAGAUCUUCCUUGGCUCUGCUGCCAGAGACCAGGACUGUCCUGGAGACACUGCUGAAGAACAUUACUAUGCUUAUCAUUUUAGCCCAGUCCCAAAAUUUCGGUUCAUUUUACUUGAUGCUUAUGAUUUAAGUAUCCUUGGGAGGGAUAAAUCGACCCAAAAAUAUCAGGAUUCUUUGAAGCUGCUGAAGGAGAAAAACCCAAAUGAGAAUCUGAAUAGUCCCAUAGGACUUGCUGAACCCCAAUUUGUAGAGUUCAAUGGAGGAUUUAGCCAAGCACAGCUGGAUUGGUUCAAUGAGGUUCUUACAUUCUCUGACACUAAUCAAGAGAAAGUUGUGGUUGUGGGUCACAUUCCUGUUCAUCCAGGUUCUACAGGGAGUGUUUGCCUUGCUUGGAAUUAUAAAGAUGCCCUUUCCGUCAUCCAUUCUCAUCAGUGUGUGGUGUGCUUUCUCGCAGGGCACCUCCAUGAUGGUGGUUAUUAUUUAGAUUCUCACAGAGUCCACCAUCUUACUUUGGAAGGGAUUGUUGAAACUCCACCACAGAGCCAGGCCUUUGGAACGAUAUAUGUCUACGAUGAUAAACUGGUAUUAAAGGGAAGAGGUAGAAUUCCAGACAAAGUAAUGUAUUACACAAAGCAUUAGGAUAGCUGUAAAUACAAUUGUGCGUGAUCCAGACAGUGCUCCAGAAAUUUGUUAGUUUAAUAAAUAACAGCUGACCAUUGCAGCCAUGGUGUUUCUGUUUAUAGAAAAUCUGCACAAUUAUGCUUACAGCUUCAAGCCUGAUAAAUAGAGCCUCAAUGCUGCCACCUUCGCCUCUCAGAGAGGUUCUCUUAGAACCUUUACUUCUACAAGAAGCAAGAAACAAGGUCUAGCUUCCUGCUGUAGGGCAGGGAAGGGACAGCCAACAACGCAACUCAGUCUGAAAUAAAUGCAACUUGAUUUGGACAACUUCUGCUUGAAAGAGUUAAGGGUGAACAAUUUGUUAUUUAUUGUGGCACAAAAGGCACCAACAGCGUUAAAGGGUAUGUGAUAACACUAACAAGGAGUUAUUAGUGCAUCUUUAUUCGUCACACUGUGUUAUGAAAUGCAAAUCUUAUCCCCAUCAGGUGUGAUUCAGCUUCUUUUCAAACACUAACAUUGAUGAUAUUCUUCAGCCUGCCAGUAGUUUGCUUCCUGAAAUCAGCAGAAAUUGUAGAUACUCUGCACCUCUAAAAACCAGAUUCCUUUGAAUGUUUUUGGCUUUUUGUCUAGGGAGUGGAUUUAUGAUUUUAUAGAUGAAAUGCUCAGGGACAUUAUCCCUGUCACCUCAGGAAAGGAUGCAGAAAUAAAAUUUCUAGUUGCCAUUAAUGACUACUUUUUGGAUCUGUUAGUCCUGUAACCCACAAGGGGAAAGGCAAGUCUUGAUUAAGUCCUAAGUGGAGCACAGGGUCUGCUCCAAGAUGGGAAUAUAACUGAACCGCUGAGUAAUAGCGGCCAUAAUGUAAUUAAAUUUGACAUCCUUGUAGGGGGAGUAUACAAAAGAAAUUCAUAGUAGCAUCUAUCUUCAAAAAGGGGAACUACACAGAAAUGAGAAAGCUAGGUAAACAGAAAUUAAAAGGAAUAGUCACAACAGUGAAAUGCCUGCAAGCCACAUUGAAAUUAUUUAAAAUACUGUAUAGAUGUUCAAACUAAAUAUAUACCCCCAAAUAAAAAAAUAAAACAGUAAGAUAUGCCACCAUGGCUUAACAGCAAAGUAAAAGAGGCAGUUACAGGCCAUAAGACAUCCUUUAAAAAUUGGAAGUGAAAUCCUACUGAGGAAAAGAGGAGCAUAAACUCUGGCAAGUCUAGUGUAAGUGUAAUUAGACAGCCCCCAAAAAAAUUUGAAGACCUGCUAGCAAAGGCAGUACAUCAGAUGCAGGAAGCCUGCCAAACAAUCAGUGGGGCCACUGGACAAUCACGGUAUUAAAGGAACAUUCAAGUAAGAGAAGGCCAUUGAGGAAAAUCUAAUGAAUUCUUUGCAUCAGCCUUCACUGCAGAGAAUGUGAGGGAGAUUCCCACAUGAGUCAUUCUUUUUAUGUGACAAAUCCCACAUUGAGGUGUCAGUAGGGAAGGUUUUGGAACAAAUUAAAUUAAACAGUAAUAAGUUACCAGGGUCAGAUGAUAUUCAUCCAAGAGUUCUGAAAGAACUCAAAUAUGAAAUUGCAGAACAGCUACUGGGCAGGUAGUUUUUGAGUGGGGUGAAACCUGGGGGUAUGGAAGACAAAUCAGACUCCUGAAAUGGGUACAGUAGGCUGAAAAGGUUGAGAGCCACUGUCUUAAAUUACAGUUGUGCCCAAAAGUCCUAAUCAGGGUUUGGACAGCCUAUUGUUAGAUUCUGACAGUGUUGGUGGGUUGUCUUGCAAAUGUGUUAAUUAAAAUACGAGAGAACCAAUAUUUACUUAGAGUAUGAACACAGUUUUAUUGAAUAAUUCUGUAGUUAGGAGGGUCUGCGUAUCAUUCAUAUACUUAAUUAUUUUAAACAAUAAAUGCAUAUAUAUAUAUAUAGUCCAUGAGCAUUUUCUCAAAAAGUCAGUACAAUAAGCUAAAUAUAUUGGAGUGGGGGGACUUUCAAAACAAAAAUCAAAAUUAUACUUGUACUUUGAAGCUGUUCAUCCCAUCACCCCAUUAGGCAGGUGGUGUUUAGCAUGAUGAUGGCACUUUCUUCUAGAAGGAUUUUUGCUUGAAGUCCUCUGAUAGGUCUCACCUGCUCUAUUCAUAAAGUAGGACUGUACUUUAAACCAAUGGUUGUGGUAAAUUAAGACUAAUGGAGAGCUUAAAUUAUUUUUGAUAGCUGGUAUGGGUAAAAAUAUUAAGUUAAUGUUUUGUUUAGUUUGAGUUAAAACCUGAUUAAAAAUCAGUAGUGGUCAAAAGCACCCUUUUUCAUUUGUUAUAAAGGCCACUAUUAAGAGUACUGCUUCAUACUGAUAAGUAAAAUAAGCUAUUACUUUGAUUUAUUUUGUCUGUGAUGCAGAAUGCUUCUAGCAAUUGGCUUCUCUGGUGCACUGUGCCCACCCACCCUGUCUAAAUUUGAUGCAAGAUCACAUGUAUCCUAUGCCUUCACAGCCUGCUUCUGUGCCAUCUCAUUUCCACCCAUACCAAUUAUAAAAAUUGUUGAACAAGA
Molecule: messenger RNA, 3752 nt
Organism: Dermochelys coriacea (leatherback sea turtle)
Lineage: Eukaryota; Metazoa; Chordata; Testudines; Dermochelyidae
Gene: ADPRM
Product: ADP-ribose/CDP-alcohol diphosphatase, manganese dependent
Exons: 4
Coding region: 212-1255 (347 amino acids)
Molecular function (GO): manganese ion binding; 2',3'-cyclic-nucleotide 2'-phosphodiesterase activity; CDP-glycerol diphosphatase activity
Source: RefSeq, a predicted model, not a curated record